UCUUGAGCGACUACGACACUGACCGCACAGUAGGUUUACGCCGUUUUGUACACGGCAAAUUAAUAUUAUUAUAUUAAAUUCCGCACUCUGUCAAUAAACGCGCGCACGCUGCGUCGCAACAGUACACACGUCCGCGCACGUCUCAGAGUCUCAGACCUCGGUGUACUAUUCACUCGAACACUCAAGACUCAAGUACUCAGCACGUCCGCGAGUUUGUCAUUCUUACUUCGUUCCGUUCAAUCAUCAUCAUUCUAGUUCUUCGUUCAUACUUCGUCGAAACAAAUAGGUACUUAAACGAUUGUUUAAAGUAUUGAUUUUGUCGUAAGUCAAUAAGGUAUCAUAAAAGGAUGGAUUCCAUAAAACAAGUUAAUAUGAAAUGUAAAAACAUGCUUAUUGAAUAUGAGCAGAUGCAAAAUUUAGAUGAUAUAAUUUGUUCAUUAUCGGAAGAUGAAACUUCGGUGAUCCACACAAGGCAUGAAGAGUUUGUGAAAUCAAUGUCACUUAUAACUUUAGAUAGUAGUCCAAUUACACGAACAACAGUGGCAGGAAACAUUUUUGCAGAACUUUUAUCUAAAAAAAUUCUUCCUGUGGAAGCCAUAACUCGAGGAAUCGAUGCUGUCCUUAAAGAUUGGAAUGAUUAUUUAAUGGAAUACCCGCAAUUUUUCUCCUAUAUUGCUGCAAUUAUUGCUCCAUUAUUACUAUCACAAAAUGCUUUCUUUGAUUUCAACAAUUUAAAAGAUUGUUGUACAUCAAUACGACCAGACAAUUCUACUCAAUUUUUCACAGAAGUAUUAAAUACAAUUCUUAUUUCCAAGGAAACGCAGAACAUUAAAGAACAACGAGGUGGUAUGUUAUGGAUUUACAAGAAGUGGCUGGCUUCUAAAUAUGUUCCUCUUGACAUAUUUAUACCUCAUAACCAAAUCAAUAAAUAUUUUGAAAAUGAUAGAAUUGGAGCAUUCCUUUUAUCUAUUGCUAUGUAUGAUCAAUUGAAGAUGGCAGAUAAGAAACUACAACACGAUAUAUUGAAUAGUUGGAUAACUACUAAUAUCAGUGCAGAAGUAAUAAAAUGCCCUCAGUUUAUGCGAGCAUUAACUAUAGCUAUUUUCAUUGACCGUAUAAAUUCAAUACAUCCAAAUGAGGAUUUCUUGGUUCAUUGUCAUGUGAAAUUGUUAACCCAUUAUAUUCAGUCUGAAGCACUUCCAGUUUCUGAAAUUAUUGCAAGGGAAGUGCAAUGUCUGUACGGAUUUCAAAUUAUGUCUGCUGCACUUGAAUAUCCUGAAAAAAUGGUAUUAAGACUGUUCCAUCAUCUCUAUCAGGAUAGUGUUAUAAGUAAAGAAUCUUUUCAAACGUGGAAAAAAGAUGACAAAUUCAAUUCUGGAUUCGAUGAAGACCUAGAAACAAAAAAUAUGACUGUUUUAAAUUCAUUCUUCAUUCAACUUGAACUAAACGAUUCUGAUGAAGAUGAUACAGAUGAGUAGUAUAACGGCACUAACUUCUGUCUGUGUGUAAUCAAUAUUCAUCAAUUGACACAAAUUCUUUUUUUAUUUUAUUUUAUGGUAGAUAAACAGAUAAAUUUAAAAAAAAAAAGUCAAAUACUUAGCUAUUGAUCAUUUAUUUCCGUUAGAAUUAAAUUAUUUAUACAUUUACAAAUAUUGGUAUACAUUGUUUUUUUUUUUGUUUUUUUUUAAUAUGUCAACACACUAUCUGUCUUCUUCCUCUAGCCCACGCGCAACUUAUUGACAAAGCCUGUAUGUACAGAAACAUUUUCUUAUGUUUU
This is a messenger RNA of Acyrthosiphon pisum (pea aphid), 1777 nucleotides long. Its product is annotated as eukaryotic translation initiation factor 4 gamma 3-like. Gene Ontology annotation, molecular function: protein binding. Bases 348 to 1478 code for a protein of 376 amino acids. The transcript has 10 exons. The record is from RefSeq and is a predicted model, not a curated record. Lineage: Eukaryota; Metazoa; Arthropoda; Insecta; Hemiptera; Aphididae.